AGUUGGUUGGAGUCCUGAGCUGAUUUAAAAUGCACUACUGAAAUGGCUAACAGAACAAACUCCUCCGAGUAUUUUUGGUCUUAUGAAUAUUACUGGGAUUAUAUAGACCCAAUUCCGGUAGAUGGAAGGAAGUUGAAGGUUAAUAAAUAUACUAUCGUCAUAGCCUUUUGGGUUGGGCUUGCUGCAUUUGUGAUGUUUCUCUUCCUUAUUUUGCUUUAUAUGUCCCGCUCCGGAUCGACACCAAUAAAGCAGGUGGUUGCAAGGAACCAGGUAGAAGAAAGCAGCUCCAACGGUGAGCAGCCUCACUGCGAUGAUCUCAGUAGCCCAGACUCAGAUUUGAUUGUUCCUGAAACACCAAACUCCCUUUCUGAGGAAACUGGCAUUCAUGGAAGUAUCUCAGCCUGAGUUUAAAUUGGGACCGAUUAUAAAGAAACAGCAGUGCAGUCCUCCUGACUACAGAGAAAAGAUCAAUGCUCUGACUACCUAUUAAACACUGAUGCUACAAAGCAGAAUUAUUUCAGAAAAGAAGAACAAUUUCUUUCAAAGGCCAGAAUUAAAAAUCCCAGACAGAGAAGAGGAAAUCCUAACAGCCAUAUUUG
Tinamus guttatus (white-throated tinamou) is the source of this 599-nucleotide messenger RNA. NCBI's taxonomy places the organism in Eukaryota, Metazoa, Chordata, Aves, Tinamiformes, Tinamidae. The record is from RefSeq and is a predicted model, not a curated record.